UAUAGUUAAUAUUAUUUAUUUUAUUUAUAAUUAUAAUGUACUGAUUGCAUCGUCAUAUUGUACUCAGUCAGUACUCAUUUAUUAUUUUAUAAGCUACGAGACAACAAAACACUGGUUCAAAGGUUUUGAUUUUCGACAUUCAACGUUAAAAGAUGACCAAUACACCUAAUGCGUUUGAUUACCUGAUGAAAACCAGGUCCAGUACCACUAGUACUAGUAACACUGAUAGUGAGGAUAUUGACAAUCCUGAUGACAGAUCUAUAAUAAAUCAUGGCCAAGAAGAAGAAACACCACAUUAUUUUCAACAAAAUCUUCUUUAUAAUUUUUUUAUAAAAGUUAGUCCGGAUACAUCUAAGUGUGUUACUUGUAAUAAAAUCUUACAAACUCCGAAAUCCACUACUACAACAUUAAAAAGGCACCUUAAAACACAUUCAAAACAAUUUUUAAUGUACCAAAAAUCUUUGGAAGAAAAAUUAUUGAAGAAAAAAGAAACUGAAGUUAUAAAAAGAAAAAUUGAAGAGACACAACUCAAUAUUGAAAAUGCAUUUAAGAAAAAAUCAUUUUUUCCACCAAAUAGUUCUAAUGCUUCUAAAAUUACAAAAAAAAUUGCAGAAAUGAUUGCCAUAGACUAUCAACCAUAUUCAAUAGUGGAAGAUCGUGGAUUUAAAAAUUUGAUGGAAACUAUUGAAUGCAGAUACCAACUUCCAACAAGAAAAUAUUUGUCUACAAAAGAGAUCCCUCAACUUUAUUUAAAUCAAGUAGCCACACUUAAAACAGAAAUUGAUACAGAUUUAAUUGAUGUUCAAUCAAUUUCGUUUACCUUUGACAUUUGGACAAGUUUGUCUCAGCAACCUUAUAUGUCACUCACCAUGCAUUAUCUCAUUAAACAUUUUGAGCUGAAAAACAAAACUUUGGGCUGUACAUAUUUCCCAGGAGAACACACUGGGCAAACAAUAUUUCUCAAAAUUAAAAAUAUGGUUUCAAAAUGGGGCAUAGAUGCUGAAAACUCUAAUACUCCAAUCUACAUUGUGACUGAUAAUGCUAGAAAUAUUGGUAAUGGAUUUACACACUUCAAUGAAAACCAACAUUUGCAUCACAUUCUGUGUACAGCGCACACAUUACAGUUAGCAAUUAAUGAUGCAGUAAAAGAAAAUAAUAUGGGAGAUGUUUUGAAGAAAUGUCGUUCUUUGGUCUCACAUUAUAACCACAGUGCCAAAUCAUAUGAACGAUUGUAUGACAUCCAAACAAGAUUAAAUUUACCUCAGCAUAAACUUAUUCAAUCUAUUGAUAUCAGGUGGAACAGUAUAUAUUUAAUGCUUGAUCGUAUACUAGAACAAAAAAGUGCAAUAACAUUAGAUUUACAAAAUAUUAAAAAAAAUGGAUUUGUACCUAGAGAUUGGAAAUUAAUUGAAGGUUACGUAGAAGUGCUAAAGCCCAUUUUUGAAGCCACCAAGGAACUUUGUCAAGAAAAAAUUCCUACUUUAUCUAUGGUUAACCCAAUCUUAUGUACUAUAGAAACCAAAUUGAAAAAUUUCAUUUCCAAAAAUAAUGACUUAAUCAGUGGAAUAUCAUUUGCAAGAAGUGUGCACAAAUCAAUGAAUACAAGAUUUCAAGUAUGUAAAACUAAUACUGUAUACAUGUUGGCUACAAUUAUAGAUCCAAGAUUCAAAAUUGUUAUGUUGGAACCACAUGAAGUAGAUACAGCAAAAGAAAUACUUAAAACAGAAGUUGAAGCUCUUAGAACACCACCAUCCAAUUUACAAAUUACAAAUGAAACAACAGAGCAUACAUUAGAGCCAAGUAAAUCUUCAUUAUGGGAUAUUCUUAAUGAGCGAUCAGCCACUAUAAAACAUAUGGAGGGCCAGAUAGAUUAUGUUUUGAGAGAAAUUCAGGAAUAUUUAAAACUACCACUGAUUUCUCCAACUUCAAAUCCCUUAACUUGGUGGAGCUCUAACCAAACUACAUUCCCAAAUUUAGUACCAGUUGCUAUGAAAUAUCUAGGUAUUCCUGCCACGUCUGUUUGCUCUGAGCGCAUGUUCUCUAAAGCAGGACAAAUUGUUAGCAAGAGGAGACAGAGACUUAGUCCUGAAUCAGUAGAAAAAUUAUCUGGUACAAUGUACACGAUAAAAAGUAUUGAGUUCGAGUUCGAGUUCGACUUAAAAUGA
This is a messenger RNA of Aphis gossypii (cotton aphid), 2165 nucleotides long. RefSeq names its product zinc finger BED domain-containing protein 4-like. Lineage: Eukaryota; Metazoa; Arthropoda; Insecta; Hemiptera; Aphididae. The transcript is spliced from 4 exons. The record is from RefSeq and is a predicted model, not a curated record. Bases 153 to 2165 code for a protein of 670 amino acids. Gene Ontology annotation, molecular function: protein dimerization activity.